AUUCCUAGCUUCUUCUUUCCAUCCAUAUAAUCAUCAAAUCUUAUUUCCACCAACAAAAAUCAACAUAACAUAAUUUAAAGAUGAAUGACCUCUUCUCCAACUCCUUUAAACGUUACCAAGACCUUAAAAAACAGGUGGAAAUGGACGACAUCGAGGGCGGCGGAGGGGGCAAUGCGGCGGCGGGGGCGGACCUCGACAAGUUCUUCGAAGACGUGGAGAACGUGAAGAAGGACAUGAAGGCCGUGGAGGUGCUCUACAAGAAGCUGCAAGAAGCGAACGAGGAGAGCAAGACCGCACACAAUGCCAAGACCAUGAAGGACUUGCGUUCCAGGAUGGACGCUGACGUGUCUCAGGUGCUGAGACAGGUCAAGGUCAUCAAAGGAAAGCUCGAAGCCUUCGAGCGGUCCAAUGCCGCCUCCAGGCGGGUCCCGGGCUGCGGCCCGGGAUCCUCCACCGACAGGACGAGGACGUCUGUCGUGAGCGGGCUGGGGAAGAAGCUGAAGACGAUGAUGGACGACUUCCAGGUGCUGAGGGGGAGGAUGAACUCGGAGUACAAGGAGACGGUGGCAAGGCGGUAUUACACCGUCACGGGGGAGCAGGCGGACGAGGAGCUCAUCGAGAACCUGAUAUCGAGCGGGGAGAGCGAGUCGUUCCUGCAGAAGGCGAUCCAGGAGCAGGGCCGGGGCCAGAUCCUCGACACCAUAUCGGAGAUCCAAGAACGGCAUGACGCGGUGAAGGAGAUCGAGAGGAACCUGAUCGAGCUGCACCAGAUAUUCCUGGACAUGGCGGCGCUGGUGGAGGCGCAGGGCCAGCAGCUCAACUCCAUCGAGAGCCACGUGGCCCACGCGAGCUCCUUCGUCCGGCGUGGGACGGAGCAGCUCCAAGAGGCACGGGAGUACCAGAAGAGCUCUCGGAAAUGCACGUGCAUCGCCAUCGUCCUCGUCCUCCUCCUCAUCGUCGUCUUGCUUUUCCCGAUUUGGUCCAAUCUCCUAAUGAUCCAUUUGAGGUAGAUUAUUAGUUACUCCGAGAGAGUAUAUUAUUAGUAGAGCGUAAUUAACCCGAAAUGACCAUAUAUAAUCUGUACCAAUAUCAUGAACAUGGUAUAUAUAUGUGUAUAUACAAACAUUUUUGUUAUAUGUAGCAAGAGUUCAAAUUUUACAAGUUUUUUUUACAUGAUGGUGACUAGCUUACUUUUGUUA
This is a messenger RNA of Cuscuta campestris, 1199 nucleotides long. The record is from the annotation of a GenBank genome assembly. Lineage: Eukaryota; Viridiplantae; Streptophyta; Magnoliopsida; Solanales; Convolvulaceae.